Molecule: messenger RNA, 4710 nt
Organism: Gasterosteus aculeatus aculeatus (three-spined stickleback)
Lineage: Eukaryota; Metazoa; Chordata; Actinopteri; Perciformes; Gasterosteidae
Gene: sec31b
Product: SEC31 homolog B, COPII coat complex component
Biological process (GO): endoplasmic reticulum organization; COPII-coated vesicle cargo loading; endoplasmic reticulum to Golgi vesicle-mediated transport
Cellular component (GO): COPII vesicle coat; endoplasmic reticulum exit site
Molecular function (GO): structural molecule activity; protein binding
Source: RefSeq, a predicted model, not a curated record
GCGUCGGCUUCCGUAGAUCAGUGACAACACGGCAAGGUACUUUGGGCCAAAAUUCGCCUGUGGCUAAGCUGCUAGCUUUGCUGAGAAGAAGCUAGCUUACCCGUUUGUAGCGGAUGCAGACAGGCCGCCACAGUCGGUAAAAAGCACAGUUGAUUGGAGUCCGUUCGCCUGUCCAGGACUUGAAGGUAACUAAUUAUUAAAGUAAUAUGAGGCUGAAGGAGAUCCAGAGGACUGCCCACCAAGCGUGGAGUCCUGCGGAGCACCACCCCAUCCACCUGGCCUUAGGAACAUCUGCACAACAGCUUGAUGCCUCUUUCAACACCACAGCUGCCCUGGAGAUAUUUGAGUUGGAUUUCUCAGAUCCAUCUCUGGACAUGCAGCUCAAAGGUUCCUUACCCACCUCCAACAGGUUGCACAGUAUCGUAUGGGUGAAUUUUGGAAUGGGAGCAGAUGGUACUGGAGGGAGACUUGUUGGUGGCAGUGAAAAUGGCACGCUGACUGUAUACGACCCAGAGGUCAUAAUGAACUCCGGUGCAGAGGCAGUAGUGGGGCAAUCUGACAAACACACAGGGCCGGUCAGAGCACUCGAUUUCAACCCCUUUCAGAGUAAUCUCCUCGCUUCAGGAGCAAAUGAUUCAGAGAUAUAUAUCUGGGAUCUAAACAGCUUUAACAGUCCAAUGACACCAGGAACAAAGACACAGCCUGCUGAAGACAUCAGUGUUGUGUCGUGGAACAGACAGGUUCAGCACAUCCUGGCCUCUUCCAGCCCCAGUGGGAAAGCAGUUGUGUGGGAUCUGCGGAAGAACGAGCCCAUCAUCAAGAUCAGUGACCACAGCAACAGGAUGCAUUGUUCAGGAAUGCUCUGGCACCCUGAUGUGGCCACUCAGUUGGUGUUGGCCUCUGAAGACGACCGAAUGCCGGUCAUCCAGAUGUGGGACCUCCGUUUUGCCACUUCACCCCUUAAAGUCUUUGAGAACCACACACGGGGGAUUCUGUCCAUAUCCUGGAGCCAGGCUGACUCUGAGCUCCUACUGAGCAGUGCUAAAGACAACAGGAUUCUCUGCUGGAAUCCAAACACUGGAGAUGUCAUCUAUGAGCUCCCAACAACAAAUCAGUGGUGCUUCGAUGUCCAGUGGUGCCCCAGGAAUCCAGCCCUCCUUUCUGCCGCCUCAUUUGAUGGCAGAAUCACUGUUUACUCUGUUAUGGGAGGAAGCUUGAAGGCUCAGCAGCAAGGUUCAUCAGAUAAGAUGUCCUCUUCAUUUGAUUCAAUGGAUCCCUUUGGUACAGGGCAGGUGCUCCCCCCCCUGCAAGUCCCUCAGCCUGCAGUGCAGGACACCGUAGUUAACCCGUUGAAGAAGCCCCCUAAGUGGGUGCGCAGGCCUGUGGGCGCUUCCUUUGCUUUCGGUGGAAAGCUGGUAACCUUUGAGAAUCCCAAGCUGCCUCCAGUGCAGAGCCCCCAGCCCAUCCCCAGACAGGUGUUUAUGAGCCAGGUCACCACGGAGACUGAGUUUCUGCAGCGCUCCAGGGAGCUGCAGGCAGCGCUGCAGUCGGGCUCCUUCAACAGCUACUGCCAGGCCAAGAUUCAGAGCGCCGCGUCAGACGCAGAGCAGGACAUAUGGAAGUUCCUUCUGGUGAACUUUGAGGAUGAAGCCCGCGUGAAAUUCCUCAGACUUUUGGGCUUUAGCAAAGAUGAACUGGAGAAAAAGAUCUCGAAAUGCCUGGGGAAGAGUUUUCAGCAUAAUGGACAUGGAGUGGAUGCCAAAGAUCUGGCAGAAAAGAUGCAGCGGCUCUCCACCGAGAGGUCAGCUGGGCCAUCCGCUGUUGGUGACGCCAGAACUUCUGGUUCUGUUUCACCGACAGACUUAUUCAGUCUGACUCCAAAGGAAAACUCCAAUUUCCAGAUCCCUGUAUCAUGUGACACCGAUGGUCUGAUAAGCCAGGCGCUGCUGGUCGGUAACUUUGAGGGAGCUGUGGAUUUGUGUCUUAACGGCGGCCGUUACGCUGAAGCCAUCCUCUUGUCAAUCAGCGGAGGGGAGGAGCUGCUCAAGAAAACUCAGCAACACUACCUGAGCAAUCAGAAGAACAGCAUUUCAAUGCUCAUAUCGUCGGUGGUGACGCAGAACUGGAAGGACAUCGUGCAAAGCUGUGAGUUAGACAAUUGGAAGGAGGCCCUCGCUGCUCUGCUGACUUACGCCCACCCUGAGGAUUUUGCCCGCCUGUGUGACACUCUGGGAGGUCGGCUGGAGCGCGAGAGGACGGAGAAGCGCUGCCUGCAGGCUUGUCUGUGUUACAUCUGCUCCGGGAACAUCGAGAAGCUCGUGGAGUGCUGGGCCUUACAUAAAGACUGCUCCUCCCCUCUUGGUCUAGAGGAUCUGGUUGAAAAAGUGAUGAUGCUGCGCAAGUCAAUCGAACGCCUCCGCAACAGCGAGGUUGAGAUCCAGAGCCCCAUCCUGGCAGAGAAGCUAACCUGCUACGCCGGCAUACUGGCUGCAGAGGGCAGUCUGGCCAUUGCCACGACCUACCUGCCUGACAACUCGGACCAAGCCGGGAUCACAAUGCUAAAAGACCGGCUGUUUCACGCUCAGGAAGAGGCCGCUAGAGGACCGCGCCAUCCAAAGUCCCUCAGCAGAGUCAAUGUGUCCACAGCCAAGCCUGUGGACACUCCUGCUGCUCAGACUCCUACACUAAACGCACAAAUGAUGGGUCAGUAUCACCCCUCUGCUCCUUCCCAGGGUGCCCGACAGCAGCCUCCUAUGCCGUCGGUAUUUACCCCCCAACCUCCAACCCACACCGGGCCCGAUCUGCCACCUUAUUCUCAUGUACUGCCGCCCAAUGCGCCCCGCCCCAGCCUGAGGCCCCCUUACCCUCAACAUCCUGCUCCGGCUCCAGGUUUCCAUCCUCAUCAGUCAUUCCAGCCUCAGCGCAUGGCAUUUGGGGGACCCUCAGUCUUCCCUCCCCCAGGUCCCUCGAUGCAAGCCGCUAACCUAUCCGGACCUCCGCUAUCGCCUCCGACAUCGACGCCCGGAGGCAUGUUCACCAUGGGCAGCCCCGGCGUGCCGCCGACGAGCUUCAUGCCGUCUACCUCUUCUCCUACAGGCCCCAUGCCGCCCAGCUCCCAAACCGCUCCCAUGUACCCAGGGGGCCUCCACCACCACCAGGGGCCUGCACCCCCCAUGGCAUCUGGUUCCUAUGCCCCUCUCGGGCCAGGGUACCCACAGGGCGGCCCGGGGGCUCCUGCUGUAAAGCCCUUCCCGGCCCCAGCUGUUGCUCCUCCUCCUCCCACGGGACCUCAAGAAGGCUGGAAUGACCCGCCAGCAGUUCGAGGCGGACCCAGAAAGAAGAAGCUCCCCGAUAACUACACUCCACCAACCCCCAUCACUGCCCCCGUGAUGGGGUUCCCCGUGGAGGGUCCUCACCCCCACGACCACGCCCAGGUCCCCCCCGGGGCCCCGCAGGAGCCCAGCGUCCAGCUUCUCCAGCAGCUGCCGGCAGAGCGGGUGGAGCAGAAAGAAAUCCCUGCUGAACACGCCGUCCUCAAAUCCACCUUUGACAGCCUGGUGCAGCGCUGCCAGCUCGCCGCGGGAGACCCACAAACAAAGAGGAAACUUGAUGAUGCAGCCAAACGUUUGGGAUACUUGUACGACAAGCUGAGAGAGCAGUCGCUCACUCACAACAUUCUGAACGGGCUGCACGAGAUCAGCCGCUGCGUGGCGAGCCAGAACUACCAGCGCGGCCUGGAGGUCCACACCCAGGUGGUCAGCAGCAGCAACUUCAGUGAGAUCUCCGCCUUCAUGCCAAUCCUCAAAGUGCUCAUGACCAUCGGCAACAAGUUGGGCGUGUAAGCCCUUGUGUGGGGGGGGGGGUUGACGCCACCAACCAGACAUCAGUGUUAUCCUACUGUUAUAUAUGUAUUUAUUUCUUUUUGACCUGAUGACAAGAAUAACUACUGAUGAUAUUGCGGAUGGUGGUCUUCAUCACUCACUACAUAUUCCUUCCUGGUGGCCGGUUUCGGCGCCUUGGUGGAUUCGUGUAGAGAUCUGUGGUUUGACGAUGAAGUGAAUGUAUUCGGAGAGUCGUGAUUCUGUGUCAAUUCAACGGUUGGUGUAAUAUUGGAAGUUUGAAUCAAGGUGAACACAUGCGGUGGUCCAAACGGAGCAUCCGGGACGAGCAGCUCCCACGUCCAAAUAAGGGAGGGAAACUGUUUGAAUAAAAAAUUGCGUUCAUCUCCCCAUCUGUCCUGUCGGCGUAGUUUCUAUAAGGAGAAAACCCACCGAUACGUUGUCAAGGAGACACUUCCAUAAAUACUGAUUGUUCUCUUCAUCUGCUGUGACUGAAAGAAUUAUAUUAAUUUAUGUUGAACUGCAAUUGAUUUUUAAAUCUGUACUUCACCUUGUGUUAAAGACGCUUCAAUACAGAUUAUCCUUUUGUAACUAUGGCGUAGGUUUUUUUUUUGUUUUUUUUUAAACUGUGAUUGUUUUAGAUUAGACCAUCUGAUACGAUGAUAGUAACAAAAAUGAACGGAUGAAUUAGAACGUGUGAUAUUCUGAAUUUUGCAGCUGGACCUGAAGCUGUAUAGUUUCCUGUAUCAUGGCAACCGAAGGCAGUAAAGUGCCUCCGUGUGCUCGUUGUUGCACAGAUAUUUAUACAAUCCACGUUGCUUACUUUACUCAUGUCGCUAUCUUUUUCAAAUAAAACUUCAAUUCAAAGCUU